Molecule: messenger RNA, 1359 nt
Organism: Meloidogyne enterolobii
Lineage: Eukaryota; Metazoa; Nematoda; Chromadorea; Rhabditida; Meloidogynidae
Source: the annotation of a GenBank genome assembly
UUUUAGAGUGAAUAUUUUGAAAUUUUAUUGAAAGAAAUGUUCAAAUUCCUGAUUUUAAUCUGUCUAAUAAUCAAAACCCAUUCGUGGACUUGGGAAGAUUAUCCAUCACCUAGAGGUCCAAAUUAUUCGAAAUGUGGUGUUUCAAGGCCAAGCAAUGUUUGUGAUCCCGAUGGAAUGUUAACUGAUAAACAGAGGAAAGAAAUUGUUGAAUUGCCAAAAUCAAAGUAUCAAUAUAUGAGGGAAGGACUUGGACUUAUUGUAGCUUUGGCAAAAAAUAAAAUUGGUUAUGGGAAUAUUUCUACUGGACUAGAAUAUUUAUGCUCAACUGAUAACAAAUGGCAGUCAUCAGAUGAAACAACAUGCCAACCAAAUGUACAUGGCAUUGAAUUAAAUACAGAUGGUUUCCGUUAUUGCUAUUCGUUAAAUUGGUUAAUGAGCCUUCAUAGCAAAGAAUUUGAACAUCUCAACAAAUCAGAGAAUUAUUUACUCAACAGUAAUAAUUAUUUUGACGCACUGAAGAGUUAUAUUGAAGGCUUGCGCAUGCUUUACAACCACCGCUUCUCAAUCUUCGAUAAUCAUGAUGCUCCUAAUGAAGAUAACAUAACACUCUCAGAAGUGCACCAUUCCUUGCAAGAUACUAAGAAAACUUUAGCAGAAAUGCGGAAAUCACUUGAUCAACAGAACAAAACAUUGUCUGAUUUUCACAUAGCAAUGGAAGAGACUAACAAAAAAUUAUCCAAGAUGGAACAAUUAUUAAGACAAGAUCAAAUGAUUAGUGGAGAAGAUACAUCUAUGGAAGAAGAAAAGGAAGGAUGAUGAAGAAAAAUUAAAUAAAUUAUUAAACUUUUAAAUUUAUCUAAAUACAAUCGAAGUUCACUAUAUAAUACACUCUUAGUGCUAAAAAAUUUAAAGUUAUCUUAAAAAUGCAUAGGGAGGAGGGAGGUAGUUCGCUUAGGCUGUUCUCCUUUGCAAGCAAACUCCAAGUAAAGUAUAUUUAAAAAAGGUAUGCAGAGUCUUGGAGUUAUAGAAAGUCGCAGGAUUCGAACCUGCGACCUCCUCGUGUUUACCUCCUCGUUACGAUAUCCUCGUUACGAUACUUGUUCAUCUUCCAUGUUAAAAAUUGAAAUAUAAUAAUUUUAAAUUUUUUUAUUAUUGUGUAAGAUAAAUCAAUCUUGAAAGGUGAUUCAUUUAAAGUUAUUGGUUAAAUUUUCUUCGAAUUUUCUUGUAAGGUUGUGUCUCGUCCCCGUUUACCCACCGAUAAACAAUCUUAUUCCAACUGCAACAGCGAUGAAUUCUUUUUAGACCCUCCUGCUAAUGUCACGUCUUCCUUUUUUAUUUCCACUUUCCACGAACAUUUCC